Fusarium oxysporum Fo47 is the source of this 1512-nucleotide messenger RNA. RefSeq names its product general substrate transporter. Gene Ontology annotation, cellular component: membrane. NCBI's taxonomy places the organism in Eukaryota, Fungi, Ascomycota, Sordariomycetes, Hypocreales, Nectriaceae. The record is from RefSeq and is a predicted model, not a curated record. Gene Ontology annotation, biological process: transmembrane transport; carbohydrate transport. Bases 1 to 1512 code for a protein of 503 amino acids. Gene Ontology annotation, molecular function: carbohydrate:proton symporter activity. The transcript has 2 exons.
AUGUCUUACUUCGGUCUUCGGGGAAAGCCUCUCAGCACCUUACUGAGUAUAGUCGCAGCGACGGCCUUUGCUCUCCAAGGCUAUGAUCAAGCCGUUAUGAACGGUCUGUUGACCCUGGAUACCUUUAAGCACCAGUUUCCUCAGAUCAAAAACUCAAAUAUCGAAGGUACUGCCGUGGCUAUUUAUGAAGUUGGCUGCGCGAUCGGAGCCCUGUCUUGUGCCUUUCUUGGCGAUAUUCUUGGUCGCCGUCGUACAAUAUUCAUUGCAGGCUGCAUCGUGAUUGCUGGUGUCACGAUACAGAGCAGUUCAUUCUCCCUUGGACAGCUCAUUGCUUCCAGAGUCAUCACAGGUCUCGGGGUGGGUGCAUUGACUGCUACGAUCCCCAUGUGGGUGUCUGAGUGCUCCAGUGCCAAGGAACGUGGUCGCCGUGUUCUGCUGCAAGGGUUCUUUGCCAUUGGCGGAAUUGUAGUUGCGUCGUGGAUGGAGUUUGGCCUAUAUUUCGUCAAAAACGACCAAGUCAACUUUCGCUUCCCUAUCGCCUUCCAAGGCAUAUUCGCCAUCAUCAUCACCUCAUUCGUCAUGUUUCUACCCGAGUCUCCUCGCUGGCUCAUUAAACAAGAUCGCUUCGAGGAAGCGAUUCUGGUCAUGGCUGCCCUCGAGGACCUCCCCGAUGACUCCGUGGUCAUCAGCGAGGAGCUUUCCCUCAUCCGCGACGCCUAUAUCGAGGAGCAGAACCAGAAGGUAUCUAUCUUCACCAUGGGACCCGAGCGCCAGUUUCAUCGCGCUGUUCUCGCUGUUGGCCUCGCCAUCCUCGCUCAGAUGUCUGGGAUAAACAUUGUCACCUUUUAUUCCACAACCAUCUUCCAGCAGCAGCUCAACUACUCGCCUACAGAGUCUCGCAUCUUCUCUGCAUGCUUGCAAGUCUGGCAAUUCAUCGCUGCUGGCUUUGCUCUUGUGCUUAUUGACAGGUUUGGCCGCCGCAAGUUACUCAUGGCUGGUGCUUUGGGCAUGUGUGUUGCGCAGACUUCGCUAGCAGGUCUCAUGUCUGACCUAACUAACAAGUCUGCGAGUGAAGCUGCUAUCUUCUUUUACUUUGUAGCUAUGUUCUUCUUCCCCGUCGGCCUCUUCCUUCUCCCCUUUAUGUAUGCUGCCGAAAUAUCACCCCUAAGCAUCCGCGCCCAGAUUACCGCCAUUAGUGCCUGCGCCAACUGGCUAUUCAACUUCCUUGUUGCUGAAGUUUCCCCUCAUGCCUUGAAGAACAUUGGAUACAGAUACUACAUUGUAUAUGCCUGUAUCACUCUCUUUACCUUUAUCGUUAUCUUGCUCUUUUAUCCGGAAACCAAGGGUCGUACUUUGGAGGAGAUUGAUGAUAUUUUUAUCCAGUCAAAGAGCAUCUGGGACCCAGUCAAGAUUGAGAGGAAUUUGCCAAAAGAUGCUGUGGCAUUGGCUGAACGAAUCCGCAAUGCACAUGACAAUGAGAAACAUGAUGCAAUUCAUGCUGAGAAUAUAUAA